Darwinula stevensoni is the source of this 1438-nucleotide messenger RNA. The record is from the annotation of a GenBank genome assembly. Lineage: Eukaryota; Metazoa; Arthropoda; Ostracoda; Podocopida; Darwinulidae.
UUCGCAGGUCCCAGCUUGACGCCGGGCCCAGCUGCCUAGGACUCAACAACUCUAAAACUGGGCCAACAUCCAAUAUGAAAGAGCCCAGUGGUACUAAAGAGAAGGGUCCAUCGUUCGAGAUUACUGUGUCCGAUGUCACUCUGCUGUCAGACUGUGCUUCUUCUGGGAAGUAUCCACCACUUCUUGGUACUGACACUAUCAAAUCUGUAAAGGGACCUUCUUUUUCAGUGAGGCAGAUGUGUGGAGAAGGACAUAGGAAUUCUACAAACCUAUCAGCAGAGUACCACUUGCUGAAGCAAGGAUCAGCCCUUAAACUAGUAGGAAAAGUUGGCCAAACCCCAGUUGAGAGCUCUGAGAUCUUCCCUUCUGAGCUGGCAGGAUUGGAACGCUGUUUUAUUGGGGUUGUAGAUGGAAAAACCUUGCAAAUGCAUCUCCUGGAGACAGCUCAAGUCAUCAUGGCACCUAAGAUUCCUGAAAAGGCAUCACCUGCUACUCCUGCAAAGGAGAAUCAGACACCUGAAGAUAAGUUGAAGGAAAGGAGGGAAAGAUUUCAGAAGAGGACUGGUGAAUUUGGAUCAAAGAAACUGCAGGUUGUGUUGAAGCGAAGCUUACGGCAAGAGGAGGCAGCAGUUGAUCAGCAAGAGAUGGGGCAAAUUGCUGAACAGAUGAAGCCCAUCUGCAUGGAAACAAGGGAGCAAAUGAUAAAUAGCCUCAUGAAACCCUUGCCCCCUUGUAAUAGAGAAGCUUCUGAUGUUGCAGAUGUCUACUCAAGGGCAGAUAUCAUCAGUGAUUCAAUAUGGACAGGAUUGGAUUCAUGUGCCACAAGUUUCUUGGAAGCAUCCAAGGAAGAGCUGGAGGAAUGGAAAGUUCCAGGAAAGAUGUCUGACUUCUUUUGGAACCAUGUGGGUGCAAAUCCAUCAGCAGAAAAACUGAAGUUGCUUCUAUAUAUAGAGAGCAUCAUCUUCUUUGCUUCCAAGCCAUUGAAGAUAAUCAAGUACAAGACGCAUUGGCCUGCCUGGCUCCCCCAAUUUAUUGGGGGAGAAGUCUGCCAAUACUUCUUUGGAGAUGUAACUAUGAGACAGUUGGUGAGGACAGCAGAGAGUAUCAACAAGCUGCUGUGUCAUGCUAUUGUUGUUGCUUUCUUGGCAACAAAUUUCAGAUUUGAAGUGGACACAUUAGUCAAGUCACUUCAAGUCAAAUUUCCAAAGUUUCGCACAGCUUUGCACAUGACAGGCGGUGAACUGAAGAGGGAUCGAGAAAGCUCAAAGAGUUAUGCAAUCCUCAAGAUCCCUCUUUUCUCUUUGGAUGAACUCCAGCGGAUGAGUGGAACUCUUUCCAAAAGAAGAAGGAACUGAGAGAACUGUCAACUCUCAAAACUGGUCUCUGUUAGCAUGUGGUUUUUCACACAUGAGUGCUGAAGUUGUAAUAAAGAAAGGGG